AUGGACGAAAGAGUCCAACUAGCCUUUCUCAAAAAUCUCCCACUAUAUGAAACUGAAAAGCCGUACCACAACUUCACUAACGGUAUGAGCAACAUAGUCCUUGAAAAAUCGCCAAUGAAAACAAUUUUGGAUAUUCGCGGCAGAGAGAGGGAGUUCACACUUGCCAUCCAUGGCUUCGAGUAUCGGGGGCAUGAGCUUCCAGUUGUUGACUGGGAGGACGAGAACGACAUCAAGAAAGCAUAUGUUGAAGACCUAAAAGAAUUUGCGAAGAAGUUGGUCCCUGAAACUGUACAGAGAUGUGAGAUGUUUGAUUUCCGGUUACGGAGCGUCAAUGCAAUCCAAAGCAAGAUGCCUAUUCAUCCUGGUUUAUGCGGAACUGCACAGCUAGCGCCCGCCACGGCAGUACACGUCGAUCAAUCACCUCAGGGGAUCCUGGAAUGGUUGAAACGGGAACUCGGGGAGGAGGAAACCGAUAAAGUCGUCAACAAUCACCGUGUGCGGGUGGUGAACAUCUGGCGUCCGCUCGUCGAUGUGGUUGAGGAUGUUCCAUUAGCUAUGUGCGAUGCACGCACCGCCAAACCCUCGGACCUUGUCAGUUCCGUUCAUGUCAGUGCCGAUUACCCUCGCAGAAACUAUUUCGUCAAAUACAGUGAAGAAUUUCAAUUCUACUAUCUCUCGAAAAUGACGAAGGAAGAGGUGUGUGCCUUCAUGGUGUUCGAUUCAAAAGCGGUAGAGGAAGAUAGAAUAUGCAUGGCCCCACACUCGGCGUUUUGGCAUAGUAAGAAGUGGAGGUCGGAUAAGCGCCCGAGAGUAAGUAUUGAAGUGCGUCUCUUGGUGCUGUCAGCGCUUGAGUAG
This is a messenger RNA of Morchella importuna, 855 nucleotides long. RefSeq lists its product as uncharacterized. The coding region runs from base 1 to 855 and encodes 284 amino acids. The transcript is spliced from 5 exons. Lineage: Eukaryota; Fungi; Ascomycota; Pezizomycetes; Pezizales; Morchellaceae. The record is from RefSeq and is a predicted model, not a curated record. Gene Ontology annotation, molecular function: oxidoreductase activity.